Molecule: messenger RNA, 1231 nt
Organism: Misgurnus anguillicaudatus (oriental weatherfish)
Lineage: Eukaryota; Metazoa; Chordata; Actinopteri; Cypriniformes; Cobitidae
Gene: emb
Product: embigin
Biological process (GO): axon guidance; homophilic cell-cell adhesion; dendrite self-avoidance
Cellular component (GO): axon; plasma membrane
Molecular function (GO): cell-cell adhesion mediator activity
Source: RefSeq, a predicted model, not a curated record
CAGGCACGGCUAUGGCCACCUCCUGACAUUCAUGAUUAAUUUAAAGCAGGGAACUGCAAGCAUACGCCAGACCUGCUAAGUCACCAUGGCUACAGUAAAAGGAGGCGGUGAUGAGGCGUCUCAUGGGACGUGAUGCCUGAUGUGAUGCCUCGCCUCCGUUAAAACACAGCGCAGUUGCAGGGACACAGUGCUCGUCUCAAUGGCUAAUGUUAGGCAUUUCAUCUUGAUUCUUCUCUACUGUGACAGAAUAAGCACAGAGACAACCUCCUCUCCGGAAUUAAAAAAUGUCACAACUCGAAAAGCUUUCUCCAGAGGUCAACGUCCGGCCAUUAUUGAAAAACUUGCAAUCCUGACACCUCAAUAUAUAGAACUAAUAUGUAACCUAACUGAAAUACCAAAUAACCCCUCCUACGUAACUGGUUACUGGACAAAAGAUGGACAAGAAAUUGAAAACUCAGAAGAAACCGUGAAUAGAGACAAUGAACAUUAUAUCUUCAAAAAGACUUUCAGAAUACAGGCCACAGAUCUUGGAAAUUAUUCCUGCAUCUUUAGAGAAACUGAUGCACAAGUCACAUUUGUUUUAGAUGUUCCUGUAAUGAAAGAUAAACGAGACAAGCCGGUAGUGAGCUACAUUGGAGAUUCGGUUGUACUUGUGUGUAAACAUAAAUAUACACCAGACACCUGGAGCUGGUACAAAACAAAUUAUACUGAAAAGAUUUUAAUUAAUGGUACCGCCAACCCUUUGAACUACAAGAUCUUUAUUAAGAAAAAUGAAACAAAACUGACUGUACUGAAUUUGACUGAGGAAGAUUCUGGAAAGUACAUAUGCAGUGCUGAAUUUGACAUCAAACCCACCGAGUCUUAUGUAGAGCUGAAGGUCUUGUCUUACAUUGAGCCUCUCAAACCCUUCCUGGUCAUCCUGUUUGAGGUCAUUGUCCUGGUCGCUCUGAUUUUGCUUUGGGAAAAAUGCAAUAAACCUCAGCACCAUGACUGUGUAGCUACAGAGAAUGAUGUCCAUACUGAACAAACCAAUAAACUCACUGGUGACAGUAAUGGGAUGGAGACCACAGCAAGACAAAGAAAACUGGAACACUGAGAUUUUCAUUGAAAUAGAUCAGGGUUCCUCACAUCCAACCCUGGAGAGCCGGUGCCCUGCAGAGUUUAGCAUCAACCCUGAUCAAACACACCUGCCUGUGAUUUUCUAGCGAUCAUGAAGCCAAUGAUUAGCUUG